Molecule: messenger RNA, 2278 nt
Organism: Chinchilla lanigera (long-tailed chinchilla)
Lineage: Eukaryota; Metazoa; Chordata; Mammalia; Rodentia; Chinchillidae
Gene: Slc9b1
Product: solute carrier family 9, subfamily B (NHA1, cation proton antiporter 1), member 1
Exons: 12
Coding region: 85-1635 (516 amino acids)
Biological process (GO): proton transmembrane transport
Cellular component (GO): membrane
Molecular function (GO): antiporter activity
Source: RefSeq, a predicted model, not a curated record
AGCACCUCCUCCCCGCCCGUCGCACGCCCCUCGUCCUCUGCCUUCCUGCCGGGCUUCCCGCGCGCACCGUCCGGGACGUGCAACAUGCACACUGAAAUAUUAGAAAGUAAAGAUGAGAAAGAUACAAGUUUCCAAUCAGCUCCAUCUGGUCAGACCUUCAGGGAUCCUGGUAGUGGUGAGCAUAAAGGAAUUAAGGAAACUGUCCUGUUAAACACAGAGGAAACAAUGCCACAGACAAAAAAGAGGAUAUAUUUUUCUUGUCCUCCACAAGGAAUAGUCAAUAAAAUAAUGACAAACGGAGUUAUAUUCUUUAUGAGUUGGUGUACACUCUGGGUAUUCUUAGGCCCUGAAGUUCUCCCUGAUGGAAAAUUAUUUGGACUAGUAAUUAUUUUUUAUAGUGCCAUUCUUGGGGGGACACUUUUGCAACUCAUUAGAAUACCUGCAGUGCCCCCACUUCCACCUCUUCUUGGGAUGUUACUGGCUGGUUUUAUCAUCAGGAAUAUUCCAUCCAUCAGUGAGCAUAUUAAAGUUCCUAUGAAGUGGUCUUCAGCUCUAAGAAGCACUGCCCUUACCAUCAUCCUAAUACGAGCAGGGCUUGGACUCGAUCCUGAGGUUCUGCGGCAGAUGAAGAGAGUCUGCUUCCGGCUGUCUUUUGGCCCAUGCAUCAUAGAGGCAUGCAGCGCUGCUGUUUUUUCCCACUUCAUCAUGGAUUUCCCUUGGCAGUGGGGGUUUCUACUAGGGUUUGUGCUAGGUGCUGUCUCUCCUGCAGUUGUGGUCCCAUCCAUGCUGCGCUUGCAGGAGGCAGGGUACGGCGUAGAGAAGGGCAUUCCCACCGUGCUGAUCGCUGCCAGCAGUAUGGAUGACAUCGUGGCUAUUACGGGGUUCAAUACGUUCUUGAACCUCAUCUUCUCCCAAGGUAGCAUACUUCAUAACGUCCUAACAACUUUAUGGGACGUACUUGUUGGUGUGCUGGUAGGAACUGUUUUCGGAGUUUUUAUUCAGUAUUUUCCAAGUGAAGAUCAGGAAAAAGUUCCAAUGAAGAGAGCAUUCCUUAUUUUGAGUAUGUCUGUUUCUGCUGUACUAGGCAGCCAGCAUAUUGGUUUACAUGGAGCUGGAGGAUUAUUCACGCUAGUGUUAUGUUUCACAGCAGGGUUAAAAUGGACCAAGGACAAGAUUAGAGUCCAAAAACUUAUUACAAAUGCAUGGGAUAUUUUUGAACCUCUUCUUUUUGGCUUAGUUGGAUCAGAAGUAUCUGUUUCAUCCCUUGAAUCAAAUGCUAUUGGCACUUGUGUCGUUACCCUCUGUUUGGCAGUAUUUGUCCGAAUUUUAAGCACAUUUGCACUAAUGUGUUUUGCUGGUUUUACUUUUAAGGAGAAAAUAUUUAUUGCUCUAUCGUGGAUGCCCAAAGCAACAGUCCAGGCCGUCCUAGGUCCCCUGGCUCUGGAGACAGCGCGGCUCAAGGCGCCCCACUUGGUGGCCUACUCAAAGGACGUGAUGACAGUGGCCUUUUUAGCCAUCCUGAUCACAGCCCCAAACGGGGCACUGUUCAUCGGCAUCCUGGGGCCCAGGAUCCUGUCGCGUCACUGUGACCCAAGCAAGAUGGAGCUGCCCUUGCCCGGACACAGGGGGCACUGAAGGUCAUGGCCAUCCCACCCCUGCUGGUCUUAAUGGAUUCUCUUUCAGGACAAGGGAAGGCUAAGGUACAAGUGCGUGCAGGUUGUACACAGGACCCAGACCUCGCUACAUACCUGGCUCAUCCGCAGGGCUUUCCUCUGAUGUAUUGCUUCCAAACUGCAUUUGAUAAAACAGCAUUAAAAUGAAUGCUCAGUGUCUUCAUAGUUCAAGAACAAAGCUAAUCUGUAAAUGUCCUGGGAACGUUGAGUCAGUAAGGCUGAACUCGAUGUCAUAAUACAGACCAAGCAUAAUAAAAAGUAAACGAGCCAAAUGACACAGAGAAGCACACGUGAAUGUUGAACCUGGUAAGAAGCAUGCAUUUCCAGACAAGAGGAACAGCCCUCCCAUCCCGUUAGUUCACCUCAGAAACUGAUCCGAAAAAGAAAAAAAAGUGUUAGGACUAACAGGCAACGUCAAGUGGGUCAGCUAAAUAAAUUUUUAAUUCUCAUUUUAGUGACUACCUGAAUGAAUGUUAAGAAAAAGAGCCACCAUUAGCCUUACACUUCUAAUGCAGUACACUUGAAAGGAACUCUGCUUAAACAGUUUUUAGAUGAAAAAUUAUCUGUAGUUUUUAUUUGCAAAAAUAAAAUCACAAAUGGAAAAA